This is a messenger RNA of Lonchura striata (white-rumped munia), 2114 nucleotides long. NCBI's taxonomy places the organism in Eukaryota, Metazoa, Chordata, Aves, Passeriformes, Estrildidae. The record is from RefSeq and is a predicted model, not a curated record.
AUAAUCCCGGACGGUGCCGGUGCUGUCGCCGCAUCCCUUUUGUUAUUUAUCGCGGUCGGGAAAGAGGAGGAAGAAAAGCGGGGGAGAGGGCACUUUCCUCCUCUAAAACCGACCGGCCAAAGCCGCCAGUGCGCUGAAGCCGCUGCCCCGGACAAGCGGGCAGAGGAGGACUUUGAUGGGGAAAAGCUUUUCCUCCCCUGAUGCAUCGUAAGUAACUUAAGUUGUUAUUUAUACUCCGCAAACAAACACGACAGUAUAACAUCUCCCAUCUCUGGAGCGCUGGAGGCCGCGGCGAGGGAUGAGAUCUGCCUUUCCCUGUUCGAGCAGGACACUUUUUCGCUCGUAAUUAAUUUUAUUUGAUUUUGGUUUUUUAAUUUUUCCAUGCUCCGCUCCCGAAGGGUCAUUUGAACUGUAAAGGAAUCGCCGAGGGGGCGAGGGGACUUGGAGAGAGAGGAUAUCCAAACGACUCCACUGAGGCUCCUCCGCCCCCUCCAAGAUGAUGCUUAGCCCGGACCAAGCUGCCGACUCCGACCACCCCUCCUCGGCGCCCUCCGACCCGGAGUCCCUGGGCGGCGCGGACGCCCAGGCGCUCAGCUGCUGCGUCUCCGACCCGGAGCCCGCCGAGGGCGGCGGCGGCGAGGGCCGGGGCGGCGGCGGCGGCGGCGGGGAGGGCCGCGGCGGGGGCCGGCCCGGGCUGCACCCGCCGCCGCUGAGCCGGGAGGAGAAGCGCCGGCGGCGCCGCGCCACGGCCAAGUACCGCUCGGCCCACGCCACGCGUGAGCGGAUCCGCGUGGAGGCCUUCAACCUGGCCUUCGCCGAGCUGCGCAAGCUGCUGCCCACCCUGCCCCCCGACAAGAAGCUCUCCAAGAUCGAGAUCCUGCGCCUCGCCAUCUGCUAUAUCUCCUAUCUCAACCACGUGCUGGACGUGUAGCGCCCGACGGACGCCCGGAGCCCCGGGACCCCCAGUCCCGCCGCCCCGGGUCCGGCCGCGGCGGGCAGCGCCUUCCCCGGGGCGGGCGGCGGGGCGGGGGGUCCCUGCUGCUUGUGCUCCCCCGCGGAGCGCUCCCGCCCGGUCGAGAGCCCGCUUUCCGAAGAGAAGUGUAAAACCGGAUUGUCUCUUCAGGCUGUCAAGUGCCCCUUUAUAUAUAUCCAAAAACAUCUACUUGUGACCUUAAACGUGUGACCCAUGGGUGCAGUUAAAAAUAACUAUUUUUUAUUUAUGGUAGAAGGAGUUGACAAUUUAUUUUUUUCAAGAUUUAUUUAUUUUUCAGAGUGGUGGCAAUUUUACUUUGGAUACUUCGUGCCAAUUGGUUUCUAUAGUCGGGUGUUUACACUUUCUCCUGUGGAAUAUUAUGUUUGACUUUAUGAGUGUUUGUUGGGAUCAAUACAGUGUUAAUUUUAUUUUCUUUUUAAUUUAUUUUUUCCCUCCAAUUAUAUUGCACUUGUGUACCACAACCCCCCCUCCCCUCCCUGUUUAUAAGUAUAUUUUAUAUAUAUCAAGGAAUUUGUUCUUGACCUUUUUUCUUUUUUUCCUUGUGUGGGAUCAACAACCACUAGCACUUAACUAGGAGAGGUUUUUUUAAAAAAACUUGUUGUUAUUCUGAUCUAUAGUUGCGUCUGAAGAGUACUUUGAAAAUCGUUUAUAAGGGAAGUAGUUUCUUUGUGGAUGUAUAUGUGCGUGUGUGUACACAUGCAUGUGUGUGGGAGUGAGCGUGGGUGUGUAUGUGUGUGGUAUAUUUUUAGGAAAGGACAUUUUUUUCCUAAAAAAAAAGAAAAAAAAAGAAAGAAAAGUAAAUCCAGGACUGCUUUCCUUUGUGACAACCAAAAAAAUUCUAUAACCUGAAAAUGUUUCAUGUUCUUUGCUGUGAAUCUCUUAAAACAAGAAGCGCAUUUUAGGGACAAAAGAGAAAAAGAAAAAAAACACAUCUGCUAUCCAAAGAUUUUAGUCUUUUUCAGGGUUUUUUUGUGUGUCUAUGUUGCUUUAUAUAAUGCAAUAUUUUGUAGUGAAAAUAGAUAAAUCUGGUUUCUAUCUGAUGCGUUUUUCAUAUCUCUCAUGAAUGGUGAGCUGUUUUGCAUAUAAAUAAAAGUAUCAAAUAAAAGCUGUUUUUUCCUAA